AUGGAGGACGAUCAGAGUGAAUUGUCAUCCGCUAUAACCGAUCCAAACCGCUACUCUGACCUUUGGGAGCUGACCGAUAAGAUUAUGAAAUCGUAUAAACCAGUUGAAUUGUCGGACAAUACCUGCGUGAUAAUCCGAUCCUUCCGGCAAAUUCUCUCGAAAGACGGAGCGAUCGCCCUAAUGACCGAUAUCAAGACUAUCGGCGGAGAUCAGCCAAAGCUCAGGUCAUUCUCACGCCACUUGAUUGACAAUAUCCUUAAGCCAAUGAAGCUUGCGAGUGUCCUUAGGUCUAUCAUAUUGACACCCUCGUUACUUGACCCAGAUGCUGCCAUCUCCAUUGCACAGUCGGCCAAUAUACAGUCGUCGGACAGCAGUCGACAGCAAUACCUCAAAGAAGACUGCCUGAAGCGGGACGGAUUCCGCUGUGCGUACAGUCAUGUUAUUGAUCUCGAUAGUGCAAGGAAGGGUCUUGUUGUACCGCCUGUUGGCAUGGCUGUCAGUCCUACCCAACUCUUACAUAUAUUGCCGUUAGCGCUUAAACAGUUUUGCACCACCCGUCGACGUGAGGGAGAGGCGGUAAAUACUGCUUGGUAUUCUUUGUACCGAUACUUCCCUGGAUUAAAGGGCAAAAUUGGCCCGGAAAGUCUGGACCAGCACCGGAAUCUCAUCACUGUUGAGAGAAGCGUUCAUGACAACUUCGACAGCCAUGUGCUAGCUUUCAAACCCAUCUCUGGUCGGUCUAGCAAGUACGAAAUCGUAAACCUUCUGGGGUGGCCCCUCUUGAACAACGCCCCGGAGGGUCAUCAAGAAGUUAUGACACUGACUUCCUGGGAUGACAAAUUUCCUCUCCCCGAGCCGGAGUUUUUCAGAGCACACUAUCAGAUCGCAAAAAUUCUCGACGCAAGUGGGAUUGGGGCGGAUCUUCAAGCGGAGAUGGAAGCGGAAAUGGAAGGUUUUCGGAAUGACCCCGAAAACCUGAAUCCUGAUGGCUCGACUGACGUGGUAUCAAUCCUUUGUCGCAAAUUUAUGAUGAAUGUGUAG
This is a messenger RNA of Colletotrichum truncatum, 1041 nucleotides long. Lineage: Eukaryota; Fungi; Ascomycota; Sordariomycetes; Glomerellales; Glomerellaceae. The record is from RefSeq and is a predicted model, not a curated record.